UCUGCUGCUUUCCGUGAUGCAUCCUGAUUGUCAGAAUUGGGGAAAAAAGAGGAUCUAAGAAAAGAAGAGUGGGUUAAUGUCAUUCUCCAUAAUAUAGACAACCUUUUUCUUUAUGUGAUUACAUUUUGAGCAAACUGGCUUAUCUUUUUGGUGUUUUUGUUUUGGCACAAUUUCCAAAGUAGCAUUGCCAGUGAUGGUCGAUACUAUCUUGAGAAAGAUUCUGGAGCAUAUAACCGACCAGUGCCUAAUAUGUUAUGACGUCGGAAUCCCCUGCACUGCUCGGCAAGACUGUGAUGAUCCCUCCUCUCUCAUUUUCCCUUUCCAGGAAGGAGAGAUUGAAAGAUGCAAAUCUUGUGACUCAGUAUUCCAUAAGCAUUGUUUUAAGAGGAUAUCAUCUUGCCCAUGUGGCACUCGGUUGAAGACGAAGCAGGAAGGCAAUUCAACUAAGGGCAGCCAGAACAUGGGCAACUGGGGAAUUCUCUCCUUGGACUUGCUCGGAAAGAGGGCAGACCUCAGUAAGGGGCUCGUUACGGGAUUGUUAGGGAAGGUAAGGUCACUCAAGUCUAGCAGGAAUGAAGAAGAGCAUGAAGACAAUAAUACCGUUAUCUUAAUGGAUUCAUUGCCAAUGACCACCCUCUGAAGGGCUGUACAUACAGUCUUCUCUUUUAGCGUUUGAAACUACUGUGAUUAGAAGCUUGUGCUUUAGCAAGCUUUAUUUGAGGUCAUAUUUGGUCUUGUCCUCCCACCAACUUGUAUUCUUUGUGAGUGCACAAUGGUGAUUCUUUCAAUAUCUCACAGUUAUCGUCCAUUAUAUCCAGUCAGUCAGUUGUAAAUGAAAUAUACAUGAUAUUUGCUUGUAAGUUCAGAAGAUCCAUUUGUAUUCGUUUGAAGCCUGACGGUCACUAUUUGAUAUGGUUCCUUGGAUUUAUUA
Molecule: messenger RNA, 931 nt
Organism: Nicotiana tabacum (common tobacco)
Lineage: Eukaryota; Viridiplantae; Streptophyta; Magnoliopsida; Solanales; Solanaceae
Source: RefSeq, a predicted model, not a curated record